This is a messenger RNA of Ictalurus furcatus (blue catfish), 4888 nucleotides long. Its product is annotated as hydrocephalus-inducing protein homolog. Gene Ontology annotation, cellular component: axoneme. Gene Ontology annotation, biological process: cilium movement; axonemal central apparatus assembly. The coding region runs from base 176 to 4639 and encodes 1487 amino acids. The transcript is spliced from 27 exons. The record is from RefSeq and is a predicted model, not a curated record. Lineage: Eukaryota; Metazoa; Chordata; Actinopteri; Siluriformes; Ictaluridae.
UCACAAGUUAAACCUGUUGUCCAAUCGCUGCAGGCCGCUGUAAGCUUCAGCAAAUCAGAUCGCAUGUUGUUGGAACGCGGACGGGCUUGUUGUCAUGGCAACCACCAAGCGUUGCGUGUUGUGAGAAAUGUGUACAUGUUGAAUACGGGUUUCCUCGUCAAGAACAGGUGAUUUCAUGAUGCUGCCCUCUAAAAUUCAAGUUUCCCACUCAGCUUUGCAAAGCUUGCCUCUGAAGAUGCCAGAAGGAGUCAAGACUAAAGUAGCACUGAGAAAUCCUAAGCUGGUUAAGCGGGAGGACAAAGCCCGAAAGCUGUCUCCAUCUGUAUAUGCACAUGAAAUGUCUCAGACCACAGAGGAGAGAUUAACGAACACAUAUAAGAUGUACCCGCCUUGCAUUCUGGAGCUUUUAGACAUGAGUGAGACCACACACCACAAGUUUUCUGCUGUAGAUUUGGAUCAGCCUUUUUUCCAGCCUUACCCGUCUGAGAUUGUGUUCCAGAACUACCUGCCCUCUGAGAUGUACGAAGUGCCACUGGUGUUACGCAAUAAUGAUAAGAUUCCUCGACUGGUGAAGGUGGUUGAAGAGGACUCCCUGUAUUUCAAAGUGGUGAGCCCAGUAGAUGUAUGCAACAAAGUGGCCCCGGGCAUGACAUCCACUUUUACAGUUCUAUUCACCCCACAGGAGAACAAGGACUAUGUCCACCGGGUAAUCUUUAUGACUGAGAGGGAGAAGUUUGAGGUGCCCAUCCGGGCAAUAGGGCCGCGUGCCAUCCUAGACUUUCCAGAUGAGCUGCAUUUUUCUCUGUGUCCUGUCAAGUGUUUAUCUCAGAAAACUCUCCUGGUACGCAAUAUUGGAAAAGGCGAGGCCAAAUUUCAGCUCGGCACACAGAACCCAUUUUCUGUAGAACCUUCAGUAGGGACCCUUAGCAUUGGGGAGAGCAUGCAGGUGACUGUUGAUUUUCUACCCAGAACUACAGGAGACCACAGCCAACAAUUGCUUCUCCACUAUCACACAGGAGAAGACAUUUACAUCAGUUUGUAUGGAGCCUCCACAGAUAUCAACGUGAGGCUGGAUAAAAACUCACUGUGGGUGGAGAAGACCUAUAUCACCAUGGCUAACCAGCGCACAGUGGCUAUCCUGAACAGAAGUGACUCCAUAGUGCAUUUCCAGUGGAAGAGUUUUGCCACUGAGGAGGAGGAGGAACAGUAUAGACUAAGGCUCAUUUCUGAGCUGCAGCAGGAGGAGGAGGAUGAGAUGGAACAGUUUUUAACAGAGUGUGGCGCUGACCCCAUUGUCCGAGACCACCUCUCAGUGCUCUCACGUACCUUCCAGCACAGACGCAAGCAGCUUCAUCAGGACAGUCUGCCUUUCAGUGACCAACACAUCAUCAUAGAGCCACAGGAGGGGGACAUCUGGCCAAACCGCACAGCAGAAAUCAGCAUCAUCUUCAAACCCCAAGAAGCCAAACUUUACCAGCACACCAUAUACUGUGAUGUCACUGGCAGAGCGUCUCGUUUGCCACUGCGUAUAAAGGGAGAAAGCAUGGGGCCCAAACUGCAGUUUAACGUUGAUCUGCUGGACAUUGGCAACAUUUUUGUUGGAUCCAAGCACAGCUAUGAGGUGCCUGUGAGCAAUAAGGGACUUAUAGAUGCCCCCUAUAGGCUCAUGCCUCCCACUACAGCCAUGGGUCUGUGCUUUUCCUUCAGCCCUCCUGAGGGCAUGGUGCCGCCUGGGGCCUGCCAUGUUCUGGAGGUCCGCUUCUCUUCUGACAAACUGGGCACCUUCUCAGAGGAGUUUUAUUUUACUGUUUCGGGGAAUCCCCAGCCUCUCAUCCUCACAUUCAGGGGGUGUGUAAUGGGCCCGACGUUUCAUUUUAACAUUCCUGAGCUCGACUUUGGAGAUGUAUCCUUUGGCUUUCCUCACACACUGACCUGCUCACUUAGCAAUACCUCAUUGGUAUCUAUGAGUUUUGGCCUGCGGAUCCCUGGAGAUGGGAUGCGGAGGGACAGUGUGACCAGUACAGAGCAGGUAACAGAGAUGGACAGGAAUGACUGGAAGCCAGGAGACAGGGCAUCUGAGAGGCCUCGAGAAUUCAGGGUGACACCCAGUUCAGGCAACAUCCGGGCUCAGAGCCAAAUGGACAUCAAGGUGACCUUGUGCUCCAAUACAGUGCAGCAAUACAGUCUGGCACUGGUGGUGGAUGUGCAUGGAGUUGGGGAGGAGGUGUUAGCUCUCCCAAUUAAGGCUAGUUGUGUUAUUCCAGAAGUGCACCUGGAGAGUUCCAUGCUUCAGUUCCAGCACUGCUUCCUGGGUUAUCCCUAUGAGCAGACCAUCAGGCUGAUUAAUGACACAAACCUCCCUGCAUGCUAUGGCCUACUAGCUCAGGAGUAUGAGGAGAACCCGUCUCUACUAUACUCUACUGCUCAUCCACGAGGAGUGAUCCAACCAUACAGUACUAAGCAGAUUCCUCUUGUUCUUCAGGCUAAAACAGUGGGCCAAGUGCAACUCACUGCUCUCAUUGCAAUUUUAGGCCAACAGGAUCCUCCACUGGAGUUGCUCCUGUCCUGCAUUGGGCAGGGUCCAAUUGUCUCCCUUUCUGCCACUGAGCUACACUUUGGCACCAUCCCAGUGCUCACUGACAUCCCAAGGACGCUGCAGUUGUUCAACCAUUCCCCCAUUCCGGCCCAGUUCUUGGCACAAAUGGCUAAGAGUAACUCUCAGUGGAGGGUGAAGCCAGCAGAAGGAGAGAUCCCCCCAGACGGGCAGCUAGAACUGACACUGGUUGCCCGUCUAGAUGAUACUCUCCCCUUCCAGGACAAAUUGCAGUUGGCCAUCCGUAGCAGCCAAACCUGCACAGUACCCUUGUGGGCCACGGGGAAGGGUACCACCAUCGUAACUGAUCGACCCUUUGCUCCCCAUCUGGACCUUGGAACCCACUUUAGCUCAGGUCCAUGCCAGUAUCACUUUAGGAUCACCAACAGAGGUCAGCGAUUUCACAGGCUUUUCUGGACCACUGAAGGCUUUCCUCACUUCCGCCGCAGAGGCCCACCAACCGCAAAAUACCAACCACUCACUAUCUCCAGGGAAGGCAAAGCCAGGAGUCCACAGGCACCUUCAACUUUGGGUUCCCCUGUUUUCUCCCUGACACCCACAAGGUUGGAGCUUGAUCCAGGUCACUCCAUCGACAUGCUGCUGGAAGGCUCCUGUGAUAUGCCCAAAGUGGUAAGAGAAAGGCUGGUAUGCCAUGCCAUCGUCGGGAAUCAGAAUGGGAAGGAGCGUAUCAUGACAGUGGAUAUCACAUGUCAAUUCAUUGCCCCAGUCUUGAAUAUCUCCCCUCAGCAGCUCAACUUCUGUGUAGAAAAGGUUCCAGGUAUGCCUCUUGUGCCUCUGUAUGAGAGGCUCUAUCUGAAGAAUGUCUCCACAUUGGCGCUCUCUCUGGAGCUCAUCCUGGCUGAGCCAUUUGGGCUCUGUGACUGUACCAGUGAUGACUCAUUCACCUCCUCAAAGAGUCUGGUGAUGGGUAUUGGUGCUGAAGCAGAGCUGUGGGUGCGCUUCGACCCUUCGUACCAGCUGGAUUCAGUGAGCCGUGUGGCUGAGGAAGUGCUGGAGGUGAGCUACAGUGGGCACCCACAGCGGGACACCGUGGCUCUGCGAGGAGAGGUACACUUUCCCAACCUGCACUUCUCCAGCCAUGUGCUGGACUUUGGCUGCAUCCCCAACUGUAUAGAAGUCCAGCAGCAGCUUACCAUGACAAACUCCAGCCCACUCCCCGUCAACUACCGCUGGGCUUUUUUGCUGGACCAACAAUAUUACCACAUAAGGCAGAGUAGGAUCUUUAAAACUCAGCAAGAAGAAGAGGGAGUCAGUAAGAAGAUAAACUCAAUUUCUUGUAUUAAAAAGGGAAGAAGAUCAAAAGAGCAACUGUCAACUUCUGGGCUGAACAUUCUUGGACCAGAGGGGCCACUUACAUGCAGCUCUACUCCACAGGGACAGAACAGUAGAGCAUCUACAGCACGGAAACCCAUAGGGAUAGCGCUGGAAUGCAGCACCGCCAGUCUGACAGAUAAAGAGACACAAAGUAUAUGUGUGGAGGAGAUAUUUGGCAUUAUGCCAAUUUAUGGGGUUCUGCAGCCUGGUGAGAUUCAGCAGGUGAUGUUCUCAUUCUUUGGCCAUGCUGACAUCAGUGCUCAAGUGCUGGCAGUGUGCAUGGUGGAGGAAGGCCCAACAUAUGAGAUUGCCCUCAAAGGAGAGGCUUCACUGAUCACCUACACCUUGGAAACAACUGACAUCAACUUUGGUCCUCUGUUAUUUGACCAUGUGGCAGAAGCAGAGAUCAUCCUGAGAAACACAGGAAAGGUGGGCUUUGACUUCAGUUUUAUGCUGGAAGAUCAGCAUGUGUCCCCUAAAGACACCUUACCUGGACAACCACUUGUUAUUCCCAGCAUGGGCCACGUAAGGGCGAAUGAGGAGAUGAGAGCUUCUGUGUUCUACCUUCCUGGAAUCCCAGAAGUUUUUAAGAAGACGUUCCAACUACAGGUGGCCUCCUUUGAGCCAGAAAGUAUUGUGAUAAGGGGCGAGGGCAUCUUUCCUAGAGUGUGCCUGGACCUGCCCAGAGACCUAAGUAAGAGCUCAAUAUAAUAUAAUAAAUGUACCAUAUCCUAUAAUAGAUUGUAUUUUAUGUUUUUUUCUUGAAGUCCACAUUUUUUUUGGCUUUAUGUACACCGCCAUAACUAAUUUUUACACAAUCAGUUUCCAACCUCUCUUUAGUCCGCAGAAUUUAACAGUCUGUUUCUUACUAUAUGGUUAAGACAGCUACAGUAUAUGUAAGGGAUCUUUUCUGACUUUAUUAUUGACUUUUUAAAAAAUAAAGGAAAAAAUUAAUGUUGA